Messenger RNA from Protopolystoma xenopodis, 1899 nucleotides. Lineage: Eukaryota; Metazoa; Platyhelminthes; Monogenea; Polystomatidea; Polystomatidae. The record is from the annotation of a GenBank genome assembly.
AUGUCUAAUAUGGCGACUAACAGCACCGUCUCCGGGGGCAUGACGUCCGGCUCAGGCGUCUCUGCCCCUGUGACUCCGGGCGGAUCGGGUCGCUUUACCAACGGUUGGAUGUGGCCUGAUGUGGCACAAAUGGAUUCACUGGAGGCUCGCGAAGUACUCGACCGGAUUCUUUCUGAGUCGAAAAGCAAGACACGGCGCGCCAAGGAACUAGCUGCAGCCCAGGCCGCCGCUGCAGCCGUUGUGGCCACAGUUGGCGGUGGUGCAAACAAUAAUUGUGUUCUCCCAGCUUCGUCUUCUCCUACUUCUGGUCAUAUGGGCCAUUUCAAUGCGCACCAGCUACCAAGCCACGUCCUGGGGCAGACAAGCGCCUCAUCGGGAGGUGCCACUUCCAUCGGAUCCAAUGGAAGUGGGUCGGCAGGCGGAGGCACUUUGAUGGAACUUUUCGAUUCUGGAUCAGCCGCGAAUAGCAAUUCUUGCCACAACAGCCCCUUUCAUCGUCCGUACACUGUUGUCUCUGGAGGUUUAGCAACGCCCAACAGUGGAGCCCGCAUGGUGCUUGGAGCAGGUGGAGCCAACGGGUCCAGCCAUAUGAUGAAUGGGUCUUGCGCAUCUAAUGGAUCAAGUCCUAUGGGCCCAUCUCAAUUCAACCUCUCUGUCACCUCAGCCCAGCGAAGCAGUCCAAGCGGCUACAGUGGAGCUGCCUUUUCUGGAGCUUUCGACCUUGUCACAUCAAGUGACCUCUUUCUCGCUUCGCCUUCAUCGCCCUCUGCUUCGAAUGGAUCCUCUACUUUACAUCUAAGUUCUGGUGAUAAUCCCUCUGGAGCUCUAUCAUCAGGUCGAGCUUCCUGCCUUCUAAAUUGCUUUUCAAGACCCAUCGCUUCGAUAGCGAAUGCUGCUGGAUCUGUAGGUGCUACUGUUGGUGGUACCAACGGGACUAGUAAUGGAGGUGCUAACGCCAACAACACUUCUAGCGGAUCUUCACCCCACGGAACUAUUACUAGCUCGGGCUCAAUGGGCACUCAGAGUCAUUCGGGGUUUAUGCGUCGGCAUAGCGAUUGGCUGUCGCCGAGUGGAGCUGGUCUAGAUGGACUGUUACAACAAUCAGGACUCUCUCGACAGCACACUCAACAACAGAGUUUGGUUUUAAAUAAUCAGGUACAGUCUGGCAUUGGUGGGAUUUUCGGUCCUUCCACUAUUGAAACGGAUCUCAACCUGCACAGUUACACGGGAAACCUAAACAGUCAGUCAACUGGCCUUGAGCUGAUACAAGCUCUAGACAAACUUUGUCUUGCCGGUGGUCUCGAAAGUGCUCCGUCUUCCCUAUCGACGACGAUGCCGUCAGUGGUAUCAGCUAUUACAUCUGGCUCCCUAUGCCAAUCAGGUCUCGGUCCCUCGCCACACUGCUCUUCUUCUUCUUCCUCUUUGCCGGAUCGGGGAAUCCCUUCACCACAAUCUGCUUCGCUUUCUUCUCAUUCUAGUUUCCCUCUCGCACAUUCGCAGCGGCCGCAUCAGUUUGCUGAAGUAUCGGAGGAAGCCGCUGAAUUUCUGCUCAGAUUGAACUCUCAGGUCACUUCCGAGGCAUGUGAACUAUCUGCGGUCACCACGACUACAGCUACUAAUAAUGAUGUAGGGGAACUCCGUUUCCCUCCUGGCUUCGAGGAUCACCACAAGCCGAUGUCCUCUUUAGCUAAACAUCAGCAUCAUCACCUUUCGACUUCAGGAUAUUCCGACUCUGGCUUCGCUUGGGGUAACGAGUCGGGAUUUGGAGGUUUUGGAGGGGCUCAAGAGUCAUCCCUCAAUGCACAUGAUAAACCGUCUUGCGACCCAACUGGGGAUCUCUUCCAGGUUCGUCAGGCAUACCAUUGCUCUAUUAGUACCGUCUCUUGUAACAGCCUUUGA